AUGGCGGAUUCCGAAGGCCAAACAAGCAAUUGCCAUGUCGUCCCUGCCGGCAGCACCCCCGACCAUGAGCAGCAGCAGCAAGCAGCAGCAUCGCCGGAAGAUCACGGCCCCGGCGCCAAGGAGGAGGCCGAGCUGCUGUGGAAGCUGCGCAAGUACCUGGUGCUGCUGGCCAUCCUCGCCGCGGCCAUCACCUACCAGGCGGGGCUGGCCCCGCCGGGCGGCUUCUGGCAGGACAACGCCCACGGCCACGUCGCCAGCGACAUCGUGCUGAAGAGCACCUACCGCCGGCGGUACCUGGUCUUCUUCUACUGCAACACCACGGCGUUCGUGGCCUCGCUCAUGGUGCUCAUCCUGCUCCUGGUGAGUGAGGUGAGGCGCAGCAACGCCGUCUGGCUCCGCUCGCUCCAGCUCGCCAUGGUCCUGGGCCUGCUCGGCCUCAUGGGCGCCUUCGCCGCCGGGAGCUGCAGGGAGGUGAGGACCUCCGUCUACAUCUGGGUGCUCCUGCUCGGCAUCUUCGCCUACGUCACGCUCCACGUCGUGCUCUUCCUGCAUUUCGCGUGGCUGCGCCGCGUGUUCUCACGCAUCCGUAAGUUCUGGAAGCAGAUUCUUGGCCUCAUUUUCAGAGUGGGAUCAGAAAGGAUAGCAGAUGCGCAAGGGGCACCAGACCAGCAGGAAGAAGAAGAAGAUGAUGAUGAUCUUGAAAGAAACCGUAGCUCGUUGCUGGUUCUCGCCACACUGGCGGCGACAGUGACGUAUGCGGCGGGGCUGAGCCCUCCGGGUGGCUUCUGGUCUGACGGCGGCGGUAACUACCUUGCCGGUGAUCCGGUGCUGCGAGAGCACUACCCGCGCCGGUUCAAGGCGUUCCUGAUCUGCAAUGCCACUGCUUUCGCUGGAUCGCUUGUCAUCAUCAUCAUGAUCCUCAGCCAGACGGCGGUGUCUCACGUCGUCAAGUCCAAUGCUCUGCGCCUGUGCGUGCUGGUCAGCCUCUUUGGGCUUAUGGGAGCAUAUGCUGCUGGAAGUUGCAGGGAGGUGAAGACAUCGAUCUAUGUCUUUGCUCUUGUCGGUGCAGUCUUUCUCUACCUCCUUGUCCAGUUUAUCGGGCCAGCCGUGCCCAAGCCAGGGUGUGUGGAGAAUACCAUCAAAUGUGUGAAAGACAUGAAGGAAAAAAUGCUUAAGAAGCUGAAUGAGCUGCUAGAAGAAACAGAGCAUGGAUCCAACAACAACAACAACAACAACAACAACAACAACAACAACGCACCAAACACUGCUGAUGAUGUUAAGGAUGAUUUUCAGAAGCUGCGCACAUAUCUUCUGUUGCUCGGCAUCCUUGCUGCCACAGUCACCUAUCAAGCCGGGCUGAAUCCACCAGGAGGUUUUUGGACAGAUAACAGUGAUGGGCAUACUGCAGGUGAUCCAAUUUUGGAGGUCGUCAACCCGAAGCGGUACAAGGCAUUUUUCUACUGUAAUGCCACGGCGUUCGUCGCCUCUUUGGUCAUCAUCACCCUUCUCCAGAGUCAGAAGAUCACAAUGCGUGCCAUGAAGCGCUAUGUGCUGCAGACGGCGAUGACCCUGGUCCUCUUUGGCCUCAUGGGGGCCUAUGUUGCUGGAAGCAGCAGGAAGUUCUCGACAUCCAUAUACGUCUUCGUGCUAGUCCUCCUGGUGUUCGCCUAUGUUGUGCUCCAUGCACUUCUAUAUGUGGCUCUCCAGACACGGAUGAAGAGCAGAAUAGAUGCAAUAUAUACUUCCAUGUCGAAAUUCCUCCACUGCUUUACAGGUUCUUCUGAGCCUGUGGAUAAUGUUCCUGAAGGAAAAGAUUUGAGGAAGAAGCGGAAGUUUCUGAUGUUGCUCGCGAUUCUGGCAGCUUCUGUCACAUACCAAGCUGGUAUAAGCCCACCAGGUGGCUUUUGGACCGACAGCAAAAACGGACACCGAGCAGGUGACUCGGUGUUUCGUGACGAGUUCCGUAGCCGUUACAGGGUGUUCUUCUACUUCAAUGCUACUGCUUUCAUGGCUUCCCUUGCCGUGAUUCUGUUGCUUGUCAGUAAGAGGCUGUGCCACAAAGGUCUGAAGUGCUAUGCGCUGCGUGCGUGCGUGCUGGUUGAUCUGAUCAGCCUCAUGGGUGCUUUUGCCACUGGAAGCUGCAGAAAGGUGUCGACCUCCGCAUAUGUCAUCGUUGUCGUGAUUCUGGUGUUUGUCUAUGUCAUGGUCCAAGUCCUGGUCCUCACAUUUGCAAAAGAAACGGUGGAUGCCCUCUUGGAGCGCAUGUCCAGCUCUCUCAUGCGCCAAGAUCCAUCUAUGAAUCGGAGGAAUAGCACACAGGCUACACCAGUGCAUCAGAGGAAUAGCAUACAGGUUAGGGAAAAGAGCAGAGAGCAUAAAUGGCGCAAAGAUUUGAUGCUAAUUGGAACACUUGCAAUCACUGUCACAUACCAGGCCGGGCUGCUCCCUCCAGGUGGAGCUUGGCCUGAUGACAGGGAUAACCAUUUUGCAGGUGACCCAAUCCUCCAUGACACCAACCUAACACGGUACAGGAUAUUCUUCUAUUGCAACGCCACAUCAUUCAUGGCCUCCAUGGUCAUGGUCAUCCUCCUGCUGAACAACACAAUAAGCAAGUACAAGAGAUCCCUUCUUGCCAUGAAAACGGCGAUGGUAUUGGACCUGCUUGGUCUACUCGGGGCAUAUGCCGCAGGAAGCUGCAGGAAGUUGAAGACAUCUGUGUACAUUUUUGCACUCGUCAUUGCUGUGUUCAUCUACAUCGUCAUUCAUGUCUUGUUGUCAUUCGACAAGGUUGCAAGGUUAGUGAAGAAGAAAGGAAAAAAGUGGAUGGCAUGUCUGAAGAUGUCGGUUCCGAUUGGAAUGGAUUCAAACAAUAAACCAUCCAUUGAGAAACCAGAACAAGUGCUUCUCCCUCGGUAAGAGUAGUCUCAUAUAGUUUUUAGCAAAAAAACAGAGUCAUUUGUGACAUUAGUCUAAUUUAUCCUGCGCAACCUCCAAAGUUUCAGUCUGUGUUUUACGAUUGCUCAAAGCUAUUGUUAGGUGCAUUCCUUGAAUGUGAGCCAAAUAUAGUACAGAUGAGAACUGUGCGAUGUGCAGUAGUUCUUUCUUAGUUAACAACUUGUGGAAUCACCUUCUGAAAUUAAUUUUCUUAUUCUUUUGUUAUCCUCUCCCUUA
Molecule: messenger RNA, 3171 nt
Organism: Lolium rigidum
Lineage: Eukaryota; Viridiplantae; Streptophyta; Magnoliopsida; Poales; Poaceae
Exons: 1
Coding region: 1-2916 (971 amino acids)
Source: RefSeq, a predicted model, not a curated record